Messenger RNA from Pyrenophora tritici-repentis Pt-1C-BFP, 1371 nucleotides. The record is from RefSeq and is a predicted model, not a curated record. NCBI's taxonomy places the organism in Eukaryota, Fungi, Ascomycota, Dothideomycetes, Pleosporales, Pleosporaceae.
AUGCCCACGCUACCGCUCCUCUGUGCGGUGUCGUUUAUCGUCUACGUAUUUGGCCUUUAUAUCUAUCGCCUGUACUUCCAUCCACUAGCGGCGUUUCCGGGUCCCAUGCUUGCAGCAGUGACAAGCUGGUACGAGGCCUACUAUGAGAUAACUCGUUUCCUCGCUUUGCUGACAUGGCAUGUGCAAGGUCCAAUCAUCAGGGUUACACCCAAUGAGCUACACAUUCGCGACUCGCGCUUCUUUGAACAAGUAUAUCCCAAAAAUGUGCACCUUGACAAGGAAGGCUGGGACAAGCGUUUUGGAUGUAGUGGUGGUUUACUCACGACUGUAGAUGCCCAAGAUCACAAAAGACGUCGUGCAGCUGUAACCCAUAUGUUCUCCCGCCGCUCCAUUCUUGACUUCAUCCACAUAAUCUACCGCCACAUCGACACCCUCUCGGUGCGCAUGCAAGACUUUGAAGCCCGCAAGGAACCCAUCAAUCUCACCCACGCCUUCCCCGCUCUAACCGGUGACAUCAUCAUGGACUAUUUCUUCGGCUUCAACUACGAUCAACUCAAGCACCCGGAUUUUGAGUCUUUUCAUGAUGCUUUCAUUAAGAUUGGGGGCGUGGGUCAUGUUGCUACACAGUUUCCAGCGAUUUUGCCUGACCAAUGGACCCUAAUCGGCCGCACACUCUCGGGCGAUACGCUGAAAUCUAAUGACGCCCCCCGCACAAUCUUUGACGAAAUCCUCACCUCCCAGCAGCUCCCCGCGUGCGACAAAAGCCACCGCCGCCUCGCCGACGAAGCCCAAAUCAUCAUCGGCGGCGGCGUCGCAACAACCGCCUUCUCCCUCUCCAUAGCCGCCUACUACGUCAUCGCCACGCCACGCAUCUACGAGCGUUUGCACCGCGACCUGGUCGCUGCGUUUCCCAACCGCGAUGUUAUUGAGCUGGGGCCGUGUGAGAGAAUGCCGUAUUUCAAGGCGGUCGUGUUGGAGGCGGUGAGGUUGAGCUAUGGGCUUAGUGCGAGGAAUCCGCGGACGUUCAAGGGGGAGUUUAGUUAUGGCGGGUGGGUUAUUCCGGGCGGGACUUGUGUUUCAAUGAGUAUACCAGAAGUCUCCCACGACGAAUCCAUAUUCCCUCAGUCUCUCGAGUUUCUCCCAGAGCGCUGGCUCGACGACUCAAAGACGGAAGAUGGAAUUCCGUUAGAGCGUUUUAUGGUGUCUUUUGGGAGGGGCACGCGCUCUUGUAUGGGCAUCAAUCUAGCGUAUAGGUUUGAGCUGCAUGAGACGACGGUGGAGGAUGUGAGGGUUGGACAUGAUUUCUUUAUUCCGGUGACGCGGCUGGAUAGUAAGGGGGUUAGGGCUUUUAUGCAGAGGACGGAGGAUUAG